Molecule: messenger RNA, 619 nt
Organism: Bufo gargarizans (Asiatic toad)
Lineage: Eukaryota; Metazoa; Chordata; Amphibia; Anura; Bufonidae
Product: venom serine protease inhibitor-like
Exons: 4
Coding region: 85-510 (141 amino acids)
Source: RefSeq, a predicted model, not a curated record
UAGCACACCAGUAGUAUCCCUGCAUCACCAGGAGACAAUACACAGUGCAUCAUCCAGGAAAAAAGUUAGACCUCCCAGUUAAACAUGACACGAACAAUCACAUUGCUGCUGAUAUCCCUAGGUGUGCUCCUUGCUCUGGUAACAGCACAAACAAUACCUGACUGUACAGAUGGCAAAGAAUAUGAUCUUUGUGGGACCGCCUGUCCACCAACCUGCGAUAACCCAGAUCCUGAAUGCAAUCUAUUGUGUGCUCCAGGUUGUUUCUGCCCAAACGGCACUGUAGAAACUGUCUGGGGUGAAUGUGUGGAAAAGGAUAAGUGCGAUGAAUGCAGCGGGAACACAACAUAUUCCAAUUGUGCCAAUAACUGCCCUGGUGUUCCAUCUCCCCCAGAUUGCCUUAGAAAAGCCUGUGUGGAAGGCUGUGCAUGUAACCCCGACUACGCGCUCAUACCUGGCACCAAGAGAUGUGUCCUUCCACAGGAUCUCCCCAAAGUUGGCUCCAACAAGUAAACCAUCCCAUGUGUGUCUUAUUAGCAAUCAUCAAAAUGUAAAGUGACCUCGUCCUAUUAUAUAGAGAUGUGUCUGAUGAAAAUAAAAUGAUUGCUGGCGUUGUUUUUUA